CAGCGGCUUGCGCUUGCAGGCCGUCAAGGUCGCCCUGAUCAAGUAGCAAUCUAAUCAGCCACGGAGAUGUCAUUACUGGUCUUGUUCUUGUUGUCCCUUGUUCUGUCCGUAUACGCUGCCCCGGCAGCGCAACCCGACGACGACGCGUUCGGCGAAAAAUGGGAGAUCGGCCUGGGUGUAGCCUUAGCCUCUGUGAUAGCUGGACUCGUUACCGCAAUAUGCCUGGUGAAGCGACGGCGGCGCGCCGUAUCAGCGACAUACCAAGGCCCAGACAUGAAGGAGUGCAAUCCCAACCAUUUGGAUUCUCAUAAACGACGUUCAUCCUCGACGUCCACCUUGAGCGACCUCGGUCCCGUCAUACGGGAGCCUUCACCUGCAUAUAGCCGCUUGAACUACGAUAUUGUCCGACCAACACCGUAUGGUCGUGGAUGGCCCUCUACCGGCUCACACCGUCCGCAGUCGAUGCCCAGGACCUAAAGCGGUGGGACGGCUGUACAUGUGUAUCCUGUUCCUCUCUCAUCAGACAGUUUCCUCCACCGCACUCUUCCCCUGUAUCAGCACAUGACUGUAUAGUAACCCUCGAUGCUUAUCAUAUCGUUUUGCC
Molecule: messenger RNA, 604 nt
Organism: Punctularia strigosozonata HHB-11173 SS5
Lineage: Eukaryota; Fungi; Basidiomycota; Agaricomycetes; Corticiales; Punctulariaceae
Exons: 3
Coding region: 67-477 (136 amino acids)
Source: RefSeq, a predicted model, not a curated record